Molecule: messenger RNA, 1755 nt
Organism: Cajanus cajan (pigeon pea)
Lineage: Eukaryota; Viridiplantae; Streptophyta; Magnoliopsida; Fabales; Fabaceae
Molecular function (GO): nucleic acid binding
Source: RefSeq, a predicted model, not a curated record
UCACAUUAAAGAAGGAAAGGAGGAUGAGAGAAGAUUUGGGGAAGGAAAUAUUUAUUAUCACCAAAUUUUGUUCCCUGCAAGAGAAGAGAGAGAAGUUGUUGGGUUGGGUUGGAUUAUCUACCUUUUUCCUAUGCUUAUAAGGCACAAAUCCUUCUCCCUCCCCUCUUCUUCCUUCUUCUCCUGACCCUUUUUAUUCCUUUCCUUUACCCAGGGAAGGAAACAAAGAGGAACACCUAUAUUCUUAUUCAUAUUUCUGUAAUUAUUUAUAUUAUACUUAUAACUUUUAUUAUUGUUCCUCAUCCAUGGAUUCGUCUUGUCUCUCCAACGAUUUAGUUUCUGGAUUCAAAGACAAGGAGUCAAUGGUUGACCCCUUUUUGGUCGAGGCUCUCCAGAACCCUCGUCACCGCCUCACCAUUUUGCGGAUGGAGCUUGACAUCCAGAGGUUUAUGAAUAAUGCUGACCAGCAGCAUUUUGAAUUUCCACAUUUCCCCUCUUCCUAUCUCCGGCUAGCUGCACAUCGUGUUGCUCAACACUACAAUAUGCAAACAAUGGUUCAAGAUAAUAGCAUAGACGGCCAGGGAAGUAAAAUUCUGGUGAGAAAGUUACCAGAAAGCAAGUAUCCUGUGAUUCGAUUAUCCGAAAUACCUGCAAAGCAGUUGGAAAAUGAUAGAUCUGAGCAGAAAAAAAUUGUUAUUAGACCUAGACCUAAUAAAACUAGUUUGAAUGAAGGCAACGGUGUUGGGAUGAAAGGAAAUCCUGUAAGAAGCGUGGAAGAGAGGAAGGAAGAAUAUGACCGGGCACGGGCACGUAUCUUUAGUAGCUCUAGAAGCUUUGACUCAGGUGAUACCUCAUCCAUGGUUCCAGUGGAUGGUAGAAAUUCUUUUACUAGCAAGGAUGAAAGUGAAACUAGCAAGCAACCUGUGGUUGAUUCUGAAAGAAACAUUAGUGUAAGGGAUAAUUGUGCUACUCGAGUUGCCAUAUUCAGGGAUAGGGAAAAGGAUCGUAGUGAUCCAGAUUAUGACCGUAAUUAUGGAAGGUAUGCUAGGAGUAUUCCAACAUCUGCUGUUAACAUGGUGCCAUUUAAUUUGCAAAAAGCUCAACCUUCAUUUCCUCAGUAUGACGCUACAUUUAAUCAAUUGGGUCAGAUGUCACAAAAUCGAGCCUCUCUUGGCUAUGUACCUCCUUCAACCCCGAUAAUGAGUCCCUUUUGCACCACAGGAUUGAAUCAGACAUCUGGGGAUGGUGCUUACCUACAGUGGCCUAGUGCUGCUAUGAUGUAUGCACAUUCAUAUGACCAAUUUAGACAUGCUGUUUUCCAGGCUCCAUUUGGUCAACAGCCGCUGAGCUUUGACUAUUCACAGAACUAUUAGAUGACAUUUAGGGGAGAAUAUUUGAUUUGGAUGCAAAAGUUAUGUUAGCCUUUUAGAGUUCAUGUUAGGUUCAUUUUGCAGUGCUGUCAUAGACCCUUAUUGUAGUAUUAUGUGUUUGGUUUUCAGUUUUGAUGAUUAUAGUAAAUCGUUGGGUACUUCUAAUGUAACAGUUUAUAAAAUAGUGGAUUGUAGUGCAUUACGGGAUUAAAAAUAUAUAUGAUAAGGUUUCUGUGGUCGUUCUAAAAGUACCUUGUUUAGUUUUGGGAGGUACACGGAUAAGUGCUUUUCUAAUCUUUCAUGAGUGUUUCAAUUAAUGUUGCUCAUAGAUGUUAUAUUAAAACGUGUUAUUUUAAGAUAAGUUGAUUGUGAAGGUUUGUCAAGUGGA